Messenger RNA from Mangifera indica (mango), 7666 nucleotides. RefSeq lists its product as uncharacterized. The record is from RefSeq and is a predicted model, not a curated record. Bases 694 to 7437 code for a protein of 2247 amino acids. Lineage: Eukaryota; Viridiplantae; Streptophyta; Magnoliopsida; Sapindales; Anacardiaceae. Gene Ontology annotation, molecular function: ADP binding; ATP hydrolysis activity. The transcript has 9 exons.
UCUAUCUCUCUCUUCAGCUUCUUGUUCUUACCUGCAAACAAGUAAAGCAAACAACGGGGUGCUUGAAAACUUAGCUUUGCUUCUUCUCAGAGAAACACACAGAUCAAGCCAUCAACUUGUACUUGUUAUAAACCUUCCCUUAAUUAUAAUUACUUUCUUUUAAUUGUCCAUUGCUUCAGAUUGCUUUUCCAUAAUUUUUCCUUAUCAAUUCUCUAUCGUUUUAUUAGAUCUGUUUUAUACUCAGUAUCAAUAAAUUUCUUUAAAAAAAAAAAAAAAAGCAUUAUUCUCAACUUCUCUUAAUAGUAUUACUCGUAGUGAUCUGUUUGCUUCAAGUUAGAGUACAUCGGUUGAGGGUUUGCUCUUAAAAACUUUGAAUUUGAUAGUUGUUUGUUAUAUCUUUCUCUCUUUCUGUUUCGUUCUUUAUCUAUUCUGUUUCCUUUUUUCCCCUGUUUUCAUUUUUAAUUAGCCUUGCUUUUAUUCUCAGUGUAAAGCUAGAUUUUAUUCAUCAGGUUUUCUGUUGUUAAAUAUUUGCUGAGUUAUUUUGUCAUAUAAUAUUUACCACUUCUUUUUCUUCUUUUCCCUUACCUCCUAAGUACCCUUUAAUUGUAGCUUUACUUGAAAACAAAGAGAGAGAGAGAGAGAGAGAGAGAGAGAGAGAGAGAGAGAGUGUGGCUGUUCAAGUAUUUGUCAGAAAUGGCUGAAGAAAUAGCCCUCAGUGCUGCUGAGGAAGUUGCAUCAAAAGCUACAGAUUUGGCUUUUGGUUUUCUUAAACAGCAGAUAUCUUAUCUGUUCGAGUACCAGAGAUACAUCAACGACCUCAAAAAACAAGUUGAGGAUCUUAGAAAUAAAAGAGAAACAGUGGAGAAACCUGUACAGUCAGCUCAAAGACAGGGGGAAGAGAUUUAUGAAGCUGUUAAGAAAUGGCUGAGUGAUGUAGAUGAGUUCACUGAAAGGGUAGCAAAAGCCAUCAUUGAGGAUGAAGAUAAAGCAAAUGAGGUCGGCUGUUUCUUGGCAUGCCCUAAUUUAAUUCAACAUUACAAACUUGGAAAGGAAGCAGCGGAAGCAGCAGUGAAUGGAGCCGAUUUGUUGGGGAAAGGCAACUUCAGAAGUGUUUCCUACCGUCCUGCUCUACAGAGGACAGAAGCCAUGUAUGUUAGAGGCUAUGAGGCAUUCGAUUCUAGAGUGCAAGUUUUUCAAGAAAUUGUGGACACAUUGAAGGAUGGUAAUGUUAACAUAAUUGGGGUGUAUGGGAUGGGAGGUGUGGGCAAAACUACACUGGUCAAAAAAGUAGCUUGGCAGGUGAAGGAAGACAAGUUAUUUCAUGAGGUGGCCAUUGCUGAGGUAACACAAACCCCAGACUACAAAAAAAUUCAAGAAAAACUUGCUUCUGAUUUAGGCUUGGAAUUUAGGCAGGAGAGUGAAUAUCAAAGAGCUAGUCUACUACAUUACAGGAUAAAGAAGGAGAAGAGUUUGCUUAUAAUUUUGGAUAAUAUUUGGACAAAACUUGACUUGGAUGUAAUUGGAAUUCCUUUUGAGGAAGUUGAGAAAGAAAGAAAAGAUGAUAAGAUCAGGCCAUGCACGGUAUUGUUAACUUCUAGAAAUCGGGAUUUAUUAAGCAAAGAUAUGAAGACUCGGAAGAACAUCUUUGUUGGUCCUUUAUCCUACGGAGAUGCAUGGAAUUUGUUUCAGAAAAUUGUGGGUGGUUCUGCAGAAAACUCUGAUCGUCAUCCUGUAGCAGUUGAGAUCGUUACAAAAUGUGCUGGUUUACCGGUUGCAGUUUCAACAAUUGCAAAUGCAUUGAAAAAUGAGAGUCUUCACACUUGGGAGGAUGCCUUGGCUCAACUAAAAAGGUCUAAUACAAAACGUAUUCUAGAAGUGGAUGAAACUUUGUAUUCUACUGUUGAACUGAGUUACAAUUUUCUGAAAAAUGAGGAAGCUAAAUCACUAUUUCUUCUUUGUGCUCUAAAUGACGCUGGUAGUAGUGUGCCCAUUGGUGACCUAUUAAAAUAUAGUAUGGGUUUGAAUUUGUUUGGAGAUGUGUAUACAUUGGAAGAAGGAAAGAAUAGAUUGUACAGGUUGAUAGAUUAUCUAAAAGCUUCUUGUUUGUUAUUGGACGGUGAUAAUGACCAUGCAGUUAAAAUGCAUGAAAUUAUUCAUGCUGUUGCUGUAUCGAUUGCAUCAACUGAGAAAUUCAUGUUUCAUAUUCAAAAUGUCACCAGCUUGAAAGAAGUACUAGGGCAGAAAAUAUCAAAAGAUUCAGCUGCUAUAUCUUUGCCUUAUAGAGAUAUUUAUGAUGAGCUUCCUGAAAAGUUAGAUUUGCCAAAAUUGAAGUUCUUUUCCCUAUUUGUGAGAAAUUGCUCUCUACAAAUCCCAGAUCUAUUUUUUGAAGAGACAAAAGAACUCAAAGUUUUAGAUCUCACCGGAUUUCAAUUCUUGGCGUUACCUUCAUCCAUUUCUUUCCUAAAAAACCUUCAAACACUGUGUUUGGACUUCUGUUUGUUAGAGGAUAUAAAAACACUCGGAGAGUUAAGGAAAUUAGAAAUUCUUAGCUUGUUGGGUUCUGCUAUUGAACAGUUGCCUGAAGAAAUUGGACAAUUGACUCGGUUGAAGUUGUUAGAUUUGAGCAAUUGUUUAAACCUUAAGUACAUUGCCCCAAAUUCCAUGUCCUACUUGUCUCAAUUACAAGAACUAUAUAUGGGUAAUAGCUUUGUUCAAUGGGAAGUUGCAGGGGUCGAUAAUCAAGGACAAAAAAAUGCUAGUCUUGAAGAGUUAAAGCAGUUAUCUAACCUAACAGCUUUACAUCUUCAUGUUCAAGAUGCUCAAGUUAUGCCAGAAGACUUGUUCUUCAAGAAAUUGAAAAGUUAUAAAAUAUUUAUAGGAGAUAAAUGGAAGUGGUCUGAUAAAUAUGACCUUUCAAUUUCAAGAACGCUCAAAUUGAAGAUAAGUGAUAAUGUUUAUAUGGGGCAAGGGAUUAAAAGUUUGUUGAAGAUGACUGAAGAUCUUUUUCUAAAGGAAAUGAAUGGAGUUAGAUCUGUUCUUUAUGAACUCAAUGUGGAUGGUUUUCCACAUUUAAAGCAUCUGCAUGUAAAGGACAGUUUUGAUAUUUUAUAUAUCAUUAACUCAGUUGCUUGGAAAUUAGCCUUUCCCAAGUUGGAGUCAUUGAUCCUCUGUAAUUUGAUUAAAUUGGAGAAGAUAUGUCAUGGUAAACUCAAUGCAGGGUCUUUUAGCAAAUUGAGGAUCAUAAAAAUAGAAAAAUGUGAUAAAUUGGAGUAUCUCUUUGCUUACUUCAUGGCAAAAAACCUUAUGCAGCUACAAGAAAUUGAAGUGACUGAUUGUAAUAACCUUAAAGAGCUUUUUGGUAGAGAAAGUGAUAACCAUGGUGAUGAAAUUGAGAAAAAUACUAAGGCAGAGUUUAAUCAAUUGUGUUCUUUGACACUACAACGCCUACCUAAAUUCAUAAAGGUUGGCUCUGACAAGGUGGCUGUCUUUCCAAGAUUGAAGAACCUGAAACUAUGUUCAAUUAAUUUUGAGAAUCCAUGGCUUGAUGAGCGUCUGGUAAUGUUUUCUUAUAGUCUAUGCUUAACAAGCUUAACUGUGGAGGAGUGUAAUGGCUUGAAAUAUUUGUUUUCAUUCUCUAUGGUCAAAAGUCUUAAUCAACUCCAAAAGCUUGUGGUAAGCAAUUGUAACUCAAUGGAAGUAAUAAUUGACUCAAAAGGAGUAGGAGAAGAAAAGAUAAUUCAUAUGAGUUUCCCUAAACUAUUGCACAUGAAGCUUGAAUUAUUGCCAGAACUGGCAAGUUUUGCCACAGGGAAUUUAAUUGAAUUCCCUUCCUUAAAAGAACUUCACAUUGAGCGUUGCUCUAAUUUGGAGACAUCCUUCGUCAAAUCUUUUUAUCCAGACCCGCUGAGAGAAGAACCCAAAGAAGUGAAUUUGGAAAACUACUUUAUGAAUAUAAACCCGCUCUUUGAUGAAAAGGUUGCUUUUCCAUGCUUGGAGGAGCUGGUGCUUUUACGCUUGAAUAACUUGCAGCUGAUAUGGCACAACCAAAAACUCCAUGUGGAGUCCUUUCGCAAAUUAAAAGUAGUGAGAGUCGAAUCCUGUAAAAAGUUAUUGACUAUUGUUGCAUCUAGUACUCAAGGAAACUUGACCUUCCACAGUCUAGAGAGAUUGACUGUUGCAAACUGUCGGAGUAUGAAAAGCCUCUUUCCAGUUUCUACUGCUAUUGGUCUUGUGCAACUUAAAGAGCUAUGGAUAUAUUCUUGUGGUUUGGAGAAAAUUGUUUCUGAGGAGGAAGUUAAUGGCGCCCCUACAUUUUUGUUUCCACAAUUAACAUAUAUCCAACUUGACAAUUUAGAGGAACUCAAAUGUUUCUACCCAGGGUUGCAUGCAACAGAGUGGCCAAUGCUAAGAAGUUUGGCUGUAUAUAAUUGCAAGAAGAUAAAAUUGUAUGCUUCUAAAGUUCCUAGCUUCCAAGCCGGAGACAUGGAGAGGCAACCUGCCCUUUUUCUGUUGGAAAAGGUCAUACCGAAUUUGGAAGUGUUGGGCUUAGAUGCUCAUGACUUCAGAUUGACAUUCCUACACAAUGAUCUGGCAGAGAGUUUUAGCAAACUUGAAAUGCUAUGGUUGGUUAACUUUGAUGAUAAUUGUGUUGUUUCUGUGUUCGAUUUCCUUCAAAAGUUAAAUUGUUUGGAAUCACUUGCUUUUAGUGGUAAUAGUUUCAAAGAGCUAUUCCCUUAUGAACAAGGACAUAUAUGGAAACAAGAUUUCCCGGGGGACACAUUUCUUCAAAAUGUUCAAACAAUACAUGUAGAUAGAUGUCAUUGUUUGAAAAUUUUGAUGCCAUCUGCGGUGUCUUUAAAAAAUCUUAAAACUUUGCACAUUGAGCGAAGCAAUGGAUUAGCCAAUGUACUUUCAUGCGAAGCUGCCAAAACUCUUGUGAAUCUCACAACACUAAGAAUCAGAGACUGCAAGUUGGUGACAGAGGUCUUAGCAAAGGAGGGAGACAAAAAAGAAGAGAUUGUUUUUGGCCAAUUAAAAGUUUUGGAGCUUUACUGUUUAUCAAACCUUACAUUUUUCUGCUCAGCCAAUUAUUCCUUGAAAUUCCCUUGUUUGGAACAUCUUAUUGUGAGUCAAUGUCCAAAAUUGAGCAUAUUUUCUCUGGGAGUGUUAAGCACACCAUUGCUACAAAAAGUACAUCUGAUAGAACAAAACAAUCAUGGAGAAUAUUUUUGGAAGGAGGAUCUCAAUUUCACUAUCAAGCAAGUGUUUACAGAUAUGGUUGGCUUCCGUAACUUUGAACAUUUGACACUCUCUGAAUUUCCCAACAUGAAAGAAAAAAUAUGGAAUGAAAAGUUACCAAUCGACUUAUUUUGGAAUUUAAAGUCUCUAGUAAUAGAUAAAUUUUCAGAUAUAUCGAGUGGUAUUCCAUCCAAUGUGCUAUGUUACUUCAAAAAUCUGGAAAUGUUGAAUGUAAAAAGUUGUGAGUCACUAGAACAGGUGUUUCAUAUGGAGGAAAAUCACCAAGAUUUUUUGGGCUUAAAGAAAUUGAAAUCAUUGAAAAUUGACAAUUGCAACAGCUUGAGAUAUGUAGUUACUCCGUCUAUAUUGUUGGGCCUUGUUCAACUCCAAAAUAUAGAAGUGAAAAAUUGUGCUUUGAUUGAAGAAAUCAUCAAAAGGGAAGGGGAGAAGGAUGCAUUGAGUGAUCAAAUUAUGAUCCUUCAAUUAAAUACCAUCAUUUUUGAGUCACUACCUAACUUGACAAGCUUCUAUUCUGGAAGUAAUAUUUUGGAAUGUCCUCCCUUGACAACUAUUAUCAUUAAGGACUGUCAAAAGAUCCAAAUGAAGGAGUUCAAUAUUCAUCUUGCAUCAUUUCUUACCGAAAAGGUUGAACUACCCACCUUGAGAUCAUCUUCUUUCUUCCGGAAUUUAACAAUCUUGGCCAUAGAUGGCUUUGAUCAUUUAAAAUAUUUAUUCUCAUCUUCUACUGUCAAAAGUCUUUUUAAAUUGCAGGUGCUUGAGAUAUCUAAUUGUAAGUUCAUGGAAAGAGUAAUAGAUGGAGAUGAAGGGAGAACAAGAACAAUGUUGUUUCCUAAAUUAUACCAGUUGAAACUUAGAGAUCUUCCAAAACUCACAACAUUCUGCAACUCCACUGCAAAUUUUGUUGAAAUGUCCUCUUUAUUCAGACUCUGGAUUGACAAUUGCCCGAGUAUUCAAACAUUCAUCUCUAGUUCUGUGUGUGGUGAUAUGACAUUAUCAAGAAAAGAACUUGAAGGAAUGACUGCAAAGGAGAACUCUGCACACAUUCAAUGUCUUUUUGAUAAGAAGGUAAGAUUCCCUAGUUUGGAGAGAUUGCAAAUUAGUCAUGCUUAUCAACUUGUAAAAUUGUGGAACGAUCAGGUCUCUUUGGAUUUCUUCUGCAAAUUAAAUCGUGUGUUUGUACACUUUUGUAAAAGACUUGUUAGUGUUUUUCCAUCUAACAUGCUCGGGAGUCACCAGAAAUUAGAAUGUUUGGAAGUACAAAACUGUGAUUCAGUUGAAGAGAUAUUUGAAGUGCUUGAGAAAAGCUCUGGCAUGGUGGAUGUAAUUGUUGCCAAGGAGGGAACAAUCCCAAGGUUUGUGUUCUCUAAAUGUAUGCUGUUGAAUCUUCAGACUCUACCAAGUUUCAAGAGUUUCUACCCGGAGAUACAUAUUUCAGAAUGGCCAGUUUUAGAAGUCUUGAAGGUACAGGGAUGUGAUAACGUGGAGAUCAUUGCUUCAGAAUUAAUGAGCAUCCAAGGGAGUUAUGGAGACAGUCAACAACCACUGUUCUUUGCUUACAAGGAUGCAUUCCCUAGCUUGGAAGAACUAGAAUUAUGUGAAAUGCCCAGGCUAUUGCAUUUGUGGAGAGGAAAUUUUCCACCUUGCAACGCUUUUCAAAAUCUCAAGACUCUAAAAGUGUCAGAAUGUGGCAAUUUAGAAAAUUCAUGGUCAGCAUCGUUGCCGUUCCAGAAUUUAGAAACUCUGCUAGUAUCAAAGUGUGACGGAUUGAGAUAUUUACUGAGCCCCUCAAAAGCUAAAACUCUGGAUCAACUUACAAGAAUGAAUGUAUCCAAUUGCAAAAUGAUGGAGGAAAUUAUAACACAUUUGGGAGAUGAAGUAAUAGAGAAUUCAAUUGUUUUCAGCAAAUUAGGUUGUUUGGAACUUCACUGUUUGUCCAGACUUAAGAGGUUCUGUUGUGAGGAAUAUACUCUGCAAUUCCCAUCCUUGAAAAAAGUAAUUGUCAGACAAUGCUUGGAAAUGGAGACUUUUUGUCAUGGAGUUUUAAGCACACCAAAGCUCAAAAAACUACAGUUGGCAGAAGGAGAGGAUGAAGUAGAAGAAUGUUGGAAAGGCAACCUUAAUUCCACCAUACAAUAUUUGUUCAAAAAUAUGAAUGUAUGGAGCUCGAAAGAAGAUUGAGUUCAUUCCUUUAAAUAGUGUCGGGUACACCACAACUCCAUUUUGUGCAGGCAAAGAGGGACAUUAUUUCUGCCAUCUCAACUGAUUUUAUCUUCACAUUUUGUUGGAGGGGAAUGCUCUCUGUGUACACAUUUUUUUCUGCUGUUGGAUUUGUUUUAUGUACUAUUUCUUCAAGUUGCUGAACCUUGUAGACAAACAAGACGAUACAAUAUGCAGUUUGUUAAUUUCA